AAACCUCCUCAAUGUCACACAUGUUGUUGUGUAACACCAGCUACCCUGCUGGUUUCUAGUAGCUAAGUUAUAUUAGUUCAUCAUGUAUAAAUUAAACGUUAUAUUAUCUCAUUCUGGCAGGAGAGCCUGCCAACAGGUUGCUGGUUCCUUCAAUGCAGGAGGCUCAAUUUGUGGAACCAGCAGUCUGCAGAGAGCAGUGUCCUCCAGUGCUGUCAGGUUGCAGGAGGAGGCCAGUGUCUCAGCCACACCUGGGAAAAUAUCCAAAGAGUUCAGUCACCUCCCUCCGAUGCCUGGCCAGGACAGUGUGCUGAGAUGGGCUGGGAAGAAAUACGAGGAGUUGCCAAUAGCACAUAUCAAAGCCACAUAUAACAAUACACACGUCCAGGUGACAGACUGUGAGGGCCAGUUCAUGGUCAGAACAUCAUGUGGAACAGAGGGGUUCAAGAAUGUCAAGAAGUCCACUCCCAUCGCUGCUCAGACAGCAGGCAUCUCAGCUGCAGCGGUGUUGUUCUCCUGGUCAGAAGGCCACAGCGGUCGGAGUGACGUUUGUCCGCGUGUUGGUGAAAGGUCUGGGUCCUGGACGCUUGUCUGCCAUCAAGGGUUUGACCAUGGGAGGAUUGGAGGUUGUGUCCAUCACAGACAACACCCCCGUACCACACAAUGGUUGUCGCCCUCGCAAGGCUAGAAGAAUAUGAACAAGGACCGUACCAUCAUGGACUGCAGGGGUCCAGCCAUCUGUCUUGUAACAUGUUUAAUGUUGUUGUAUGAAGACUUUAUUUUUUGUUUUUUACUGGUAAUUUAAGCAUUUUGGAAAAUACUUGUACGUGUAGAAAUGUUGGUGAAACAUUCAGGGCCUGUUUCGUCGGACACAGAUGAAUCCCUGGACUGAAAAACAAUUUCAAUGUGUAGAAUCUUCAGUCCAGGACUAGGCUUUAUCUGUGUCCGGGAAACUGGCCCUGAAUGCAUGUACAUCUAGAGACAGACAGAGGGAAUCUGGAACGAGGCUGUAUUUAAAGUUCCCAUCAUUUUCUAUGUUUAUUAAAUCCAUAUCCACACAAACCCCAGCAUGUAUUAUAAAGACCAGGCUUCCAGCUGGAGAAGGACUGGUCUGACCAGGUUAUCAGGUUUCUCACAACUAACAUGAGGUCAACAACCAAAACAUGCGGACAGUUUUUGCAGAAACUCUGUUCAUCAACUAGUCAAACGUUACAGACCGUGGUGACUUCCUGGUUCCAUCGAGGUGUACAACGUUACAGAUCGUGCUGACUUCCUGGUUACAGACCGUGGUGACUUCCUGGUUCCAUCGAGGUGUACAACGUUACAGAUCGUGCUGACUUCCAUGAUGACCACCUGUAUAGACUACAUAACCACCUGUAUAGACUACAUACAGACUACAUGACCACUUGUAUAGCAUCACAUUCAGACUACAUGACCACUUGUAUAGCAUCACAUACAGACUACAUCUCCCAUUUAAAGCCACAGUUAUCUCAGCAUAAUGGGGACUGAUAUUUGAACUCUACUUUCCAUUUCCAAAUAAACAGUUAUUUACCAGUG
Molecule: messenger RNA, 1554 nt
Organism: Salmo salar (Atlantic salmon)
Lineage: Eukaryota; Metazoa; Chordata; Actinopteri; Salmoniformes; Salmonidae
Gene: mrps11
Product: mitochondrial ribosomal protein S11
Biological process (GO): translation
Cellular component (GO): ribosome
Molecular function (GO): structural constituent of ribosome
Source: RefSeq, a predicted model, not a curated record